Molecule: messenger RNA, 4041 nt
Organism: Durusdinium trenchii
Lineage: Eukaryota; Dinophyceae; Suessiales; Symbiodiniaceae
Source: the annotation of a GenBank genome assembly
AUGAGACGAGCUGCUCAGGUCUACAUCGUCGAGAAUGACACCUACCUGGCACAUCAUGCUGCUCAUCGCCCACCUCCAUGUGUUGAUCUAUGGGAACUUUUUGCUGGCCAGGCGAGAAUGACGGAACUAGCCCAGGAGUACGAGCUGAAUGCCCUUCAGCCUAUGGACCUUCGUUUUGGGCAGGAUUUCAAGGAUGCCUCAACGAGGGACUACAUCAUGCACAAGAUCAAGAAGUUCAAGCCAUGGUUGAUCCCUAUGGGAGUGGACUGCCGCCUAUGGAACCAGUUCUCCAUCAACUUGAAUUGGUCCUCUCCAGAACGGCAGGAGCAACUUCAAGUUCUUCAGCAGCAAGAACGACUCCUCGUCCAUUUCGCAACGGACGUCGCCAAAGAGCAAUACAUGAAUGGGCGCUUCUUUCUCAUUGAGAACCCCCUCAGAUCUCGCCUAUGGCAAGAACCAGCACUUCAAGAACUUCUUGCCCUACCAGGUGUCUGGUCGACGACCCUGGAUGCUGGCGCCUACGGUGCCGAAGUUGACGGACAACCCAUAUGCAAGCCUAUGCGAUGGGUUGGCAACGCACCUGGCAUGGACCUCGCCCUACAUCGACGUCUAGAUCACCUUGAGAAGCAGUACUGCACUCCAGUUCAAGGAACAUUGACAAGAAGGAGUCAGGAGUACCCUGACAACCUAUGCCGGCAGAUCUUGCAAGAGCUACGAGCAAUUGCUUUCCAAAAGGAGCCCACUCGUUUCGGCCGACCUCUACACCACGUCCUCGCAGUCUCCUACCCGACUACGGACCUGGACGCUUGGAACGACGUUGCCAACUACAUCUCCGGAGCUUAUGAGCGUUCCAACAAGAGGCCAUUUGAAAUCCCGCUGGACACCGAGAUGGGCAGGAACAUCCAACAGCUCUUUCGGGUCAAAGCCAUUAAGAUCCAAGCAUGCUUUGCCCCUACUUGUCGAAGGAUUCCUUCAAAUGUUGACGAGUACUUCACUCGUGCUGCCUUUCUCCAGUACAUGGACAAAACACGGGCAGUCGAGGUAGAGGACCUCGACGAGAUCCAAUUCCCAAGACAGCGGUUUGACAAGCCCGUGGAGAUAGCUGUUUUCGCAUAUGGUUUCAGGAUGAUGGCACCCGAACAUCGAGAACAAGCCCCAGCCUCAAGUGACAAACCUGCUAUCGUCCCUGGACUCAUGACCGACGUCUCCUUCGAUACCAAGGAAGCUCUGGACUCCACGAUCAAGAGAUCAGCCUUCGACGAGAACUAUAACCCCAAGCUUCGAGCAGAACUGGUCAGAUGCGAGGCACAAAAAUGUUUGUUGGACCUCAACGCAAGUCAACAGCUGAGGAGGGCAUUGUUGAGGAAAACUCGCAAUACUGCGAUUCCUGAUCUCCAACCUGGUCAACGUUGCGCUGUCUGGCGUUGGUCGAAGAGAGGAGUCAGGAAAAGAGGAGCUUGGCUGACUGCAAGAUUCCUGUCUUGGGAUCCUGGCCACGUCGGCAAACAGGCGUGGGUGAGACUGGGAGCCUCGACCACUUUGGUGACGGCAGAGCAGCUCCGUACAGCCCACGGCUUCGAAGACUGGACUCCCGACCAGGAAGACAUCAAGGCUCUGAAGAAUGCUGCUGACUCAUUCACCCAGCACAUGCUCGAGGACGAACGAGGCGAACCACCGCCAGAACAACCCCCAGAAGAGCUGGCAGACAUGCCAGUGGAGUAUGAUGGCACUCCACCGCCUCCAACACCAUCAAUGAUGGUACCAGCUACACCAGCAACGGCAGCGCCAGCAACGCCACCACCACCAGUGGCUCACCAACAGGCAACGGCUAUUCAAGUACACAUCGAUAGCCCUACUAACAUUCAUCACCAGCACACCACGGUGCACCAGAGAUUUGGGGAUCUUCCCAAGUCACUCUCACGAUCCCGACGACAACACGGACCGUACACAAAAGGUCCAACAUCAUCGCAGGCCGCUUCACCCCCUAAGGAGGUUAGAACGCAGCCGGAUGACUUUGCACUGGCUGAUACAUCAGCACUUGCCUCGGCAGCCACACUCUUGGCACCACAACAUUUGGCAGACAAUGCCAUGGCCGUACUGGGCCAUACCACACCGCAGAGCGAACCGUUUCACCAACCAACAUCGGCAGAACACCUGCCUGCUGUUUCUACUGCAUCCCCCUCAUCGAGAGAUGUCAGACCUCAUGCACUACAUCAACAACAGCAUGACAACAGAGACACAGAGACAAUGACAGCAACAGCGGCAGCGGCCGAAGCACAUGGCGGAAACCUUCAAGUUCCACCACAAUCGGCAGAAUUACAUGGCACACCUGUUGAACUACCGCCAGAGACACAACAAGAAGCAAUGGAGCAGGAGGCCCUGCCAACGCUUCCUCAGAAGCGACCAUUCGACAGCAUGCACACACUGGCAUUCGAAGCAGAUGGCACAAUCACAACAAUGAACCCGACAUGGGGAGGCACACCACCACAAGGGUUCGGCAAAGCAAGCUGCAGAUUCCACAAGAUAUACUUAACCACACAGCAAAGACAGCAAGACGAGGCGCAGAAGGUGCUCCGAGACAAGAUCCUCUCCAAAAGGAUCCUGAGAUCCAGAGCCUGCUAUCGUGACAAAAAUGUCGGUCAAGGCGAGCUGAAGGCAAAAUGCCGUAUUGUAUGCCUGGGCCAUUUGGACCCAGACUUGGAGUUGCUGGACCGUUCGGCCCCCACUCCAGGCCGUACGACAGAGAUGCUCAUGUUGGCCAUGAUCACGGCCGGAGCCAAUGGCGAGCUGUUCGAGACCCAGCUCAAGUGGCACGCCUGGACUGCAGACGCAGCCACGGCCUUCUUACAGGGCCAACAGCCUUCUGAAAGACCCAUGGAGCUCUACAUGUACCCUCCAAAAGACGGACUCAUCGAGAUGACGCCAUGCUGGUCACACCCUUUGUACCAAGUGAUGGGCAACGUGUACGGGCUAGCAAAUGCACCAGCUCUAUGGUGCAGUGAAGUGGUGGCACGACUCAAGCAGCUCAACUAUACUCGCCACAGCUUUGACCCUAUGCUUUUCAUCAAGCGUGAAGGUCAACAGAUCGUCUCCAUGAUACUGGUGUACGUAGACGACUUCAUUGGAGUCUACAGGAGUGGUUACCCCAUCGAAGAGGUCAAGAACGCCUUUGCUUGGGGCUCCUUCCAUGACCUCUCCAAGCAGGUCGUGACCUUCAAGGGAAAAGAGCUGCACUUACACCAGCUUGCAAACAAGCGCUGGAAGCUCAAGAUCACUAUGUCCAAGUUCCUCAACGGACUGACACCAGCCAAGCUUCCAAAAGGAAGGACUUCAAGUCCUCCAGAGCUCACACCAACGGAACAACGUGAAUUCCGAUCGGUGUCAGGUUGCCUGCAAUGGGCAUCCACACAGUGCAGACCAGAGAUAGGAGCGGCGGUAAGCCUUUCAAACCAGGGCAACGAAACCACCUGCCAUAACCUCAAGGACCUCUACGAGGCAAUGAGCUUUUUGAAGAACACACCGCACGAAGGACUUCUCAUGCAAGACAUCCCCGUGAACACCAAGACGGUGAUCGCUUCUGCAGCCGACGAAGCAAGCGACCGAGCUGCAUACGUGAACAUGACCCUCAGUGAGAUCCUAUUCGAUGGCCCGGCUCACCGGUUGGGAUGCCGAGUAGACUACGUCCAGACCACGGACGCCAAAUCGCUGUAUGACGCCAUUUGCAGCGAGGCACCAAACCUCACGGACAAGCGCUCGCUUUGCAACGUGCGGGCGAUCCAGGAGACAGUGGACAAGUCGCGGAUGCACUGGCUCCCUUCGAACUGCCAGUUCGCUGAUGGGCUGACGAAAGUCAGCGAGCUGCUGCGGACCACCUUCAGAAAGUGGCUGAAUGCACCUUUCAGCAUUUUGCUGGACCAUCCGGCCAACGAAGGCCUCUUGAGCGGAAUUGCCAGUUGUACCAAAGAAAAAAAGACCAGUGAGAAUUUGAAGCCACCCGAUUGCCAUGUUGGUACAACCGACUCCUUUCAUGCUCAAUCCUAG